UUUUCGUAAAGUACAAAUAUAUAAGUUAAAUCAUAAAUGGCUCCACCACGAAGGAUUUCUAGAGAGCAAUUGGAGGUGAUGAUAGAUUUUCUAGAGCAGAAUAAAGGGAUGUGCAUGGGAACGCCUUCAAACGGUACGGCGGCGUCCACGGCCACCAGUGCCCACAACGCUGUGCGACAAACUUGGAACGAACUCGGCAAACUGCUCAACGCUGUGCCGGGAGGAGCUUUGAAAACUGCAGAUGGUUGGAAAAAGUACUGGUUUGAAUGGCGACAUAAGAGUAGAAAAAAGGCAAAUGAUGCUAGAAGGUUUGAAGAAAAUCCUCAUGGUGGUCCAAGCAGGUUUGCUCCACUUAAUGACUUAGAAGUCAGAGUAUUAGCACUAAGCGGCAGCAAUUUAGUGAGAUCAAAGUCAAAGCCUAUUAAAGAACUAGAAAACAUGUUGGCUGAUAAUUCUGACAGUGAUCCCAUUGGACAUCAUUCUCCAGAAAACGUAAAAGCUGAGCCACUGCCAAUACACAAAGUUCAUAAAACGAGAAGUUCUACCAAAGGAUCUGCGGCACCUGAUGAAGCUAGAUCUGGCACACCACCUCCACAAUGGGCUUUAGAACUAGAAGAAAGACGAAUUGCCGCUGAGGAGCGCAUGGCUGCAGCAUUAGAGUCCAUAGCAUCCAUUAUGAGGCUUCAAGAAGAGCGGAGAUACAUGCUAGACGAGAGGAUAGCGGACACUUUGACAUCUGUGGCUGGAAAUUUCCAAGAACUCAAUAGAGGAAUACAAGAGACUGUGAUGCACUUACAAAGGCUAAAUCCUGUCCAGUCGAAUGGACCUGAUAUCAAAGACCAUGUCUUCAUUUAGACUAAUAC
Molecule: messenger RNA, 863 nt
Organism: Cydia amplana
Lineage: Eukaryota; Metazoa; Arthropoda; Insecta; Lepidoptera; Tortricidae
Exons: 3
Coding region: 37-855 (272 amino acids)
Source: RefSeq, a predicted model, not a curated record